This is a messenger RNA of Glycine soja, 821 nucleotides long. Its product is annotated as small RNA-binding protein 11, chloroplastic-like. Gene Ontology annotation, molecular function: RNA binding. Lineage: Eukaryota; Viridiplantae; Streptophyta; Magnoliopsida; Fabales; Fabaceae. The transcript has 5 exons. Bases 238 to 579 code for a protein of 113 amino acids. The record is from RefSeq and is a predicted model, not a curated record.
UAUUGAUAUUAAAUUAGACAUUGUGUAAUUGUGUUAAAGCAUUUGUUUUGUUGAGCGAGAGUACCCUUGAAAAUCAGAAGCGUGGGUGGAUUUCCUCCAAGUCGUUGCUGUUCUCACUUGUCUCCAAUUGCAAUCGGCUACAACUAUGGAGCCCCAUAAGGCCUUUAAUUUGCAGGUUUGGCCCAUGAACUUCUUUGCUUUUGCUAAUUAGUUGAGAACUGUGCUCCCCAAUUUAACAUGGCAUCUAUGAGAGAAUUUUCCAGAGUCAUACUAUCUCACUUAAAAAAACCCCAUGCUUCUCCAUCUCAACUUCUCUUCCUCCGAACAAUGACUUCCAAGGUUUUUGUUAAAGGUCUAGCAUUUUCUACGACAGAGGAGGAAUUAGCCAAAGCUUUUUCUCAAUACGGCAGUGUCCUGAAGGCUAAUAUAAUACUGAAUAAAGCCAAGAAUAGAUCCAAAGGUUUUGGAUAUGUGACUUUUGCUAAAGAGGAAGAAGCAUGCAAGGCACAGAUUGACAUGAACGGAAAGAUAUUACAUGGACGAGUUAUAUAUGUAGACGUGCAAUUGCCUAACAAGUGAUGGUUGAGGCUCAAUGAAGAUUUGCACAAGUAUUAAACAAUCAUAGCCUUGAUAUAUAAGGAGGGAAGGAGCCACAUCUACUCCAAGCGCUUCUUGAUAAUAAUGGUCAUUUUGUUUUCACUGUAAAACGUUAAUUAAACGGUCACACCAAUCAACAACUACUUGUUGCAAAAACUAUCCAGUUGUUAUCUAUAUACUAUAUCUCUUUGGAAUUCAUACUCAUUUUUGCUUUUGAAUGUUAA